AUGACAAAGGAACAUUCAAUUCGGAACAUUUUUAAGAAGGACAAGACACCAGAUAAUGGAUCAGCAACAGCAACACCAUCGUCUUCACACACUGGUUUGUCAAAACUUUUCCAUAAGGAAAGCAAACCCAUCACCCCACCAAUGAAAAGAACGCCGUCGGUCUCAUCGUUGAAGCGCCGCAACACCAACCCAUCCCAAACAUCUGGCAUUAGUCUCAAUCAUAAUCAUCACCAUCAUCAGGAUUCUCAAAACCAUAAUGAUGCCACCACUAGUGGUGGCAAUAUCCAUUCUUCAACACCUGUCAAUAGAAGUAGAAGCAACUCUGAUAGGCUGGGCCACGUUCCACCAACAGGAAGAAAAGUGCUCUCAAAAGCAGAAACAUUUACCCAUUUACAACAAUUGGACACUAGAAAUGCAGCCAAAAAUCAAUUGAGAAACCACCGAAUUCCAUCAAAUCAUUUGAGCUCACCGCUUAGUGCAGCCCCACAUUCAGAUAAAAUUGUAUAUAAUCCAUAUGGAUUAAAUAAAACUGCAACCCAAGAACGUCCUAAAAAUACCAGUUUCUAUUUAUCUGGGGUUAAUGAUGGAGAAAGAGUGUUAUCGAACCCAGUAGCCAGUCCUAAUGACUACUUACCAGCGGAGUUGCAACAACAACAUGUCAAUUUGUUAGAGGAUUUUGAAAUUGACGUUGGCACCAAGAAAUUGGGUGAUGGUGGAUCUUCUGAUGUUCGUAUCAUAAACUCAUGUCAUCAUAAAAAAGAUUUGUAUGCAUUGAAAAAAUUCACUUUGUUGUCAAAAGAGACAGAUGAGGAUUUCUAUAAAAGAGUACUGGAGGAGUAUAAGAUUCAUAGAAAAGCUGCCAUCUCAAGACACGUGGUUGAUGCUUUUGCCAUUUUGAGAAUUCAGUCACAAUCUAAUUUAACCAGAGGUUGGGGUAUGGUAAUGGAGUUUUGUGGUGGUGGUGACUUGUUUUCAGUUAUUGUUAAACCCGGUUGGAAGUCUACUCCCCUUGCAGAAAAAUAUUGUCUUUUCAAACAAAUAGCUUAUGGUGUUAAAUUUCUUCAUGACCACGAUAUAGUGCAUCGUGAUUUGAAACCAGAGAAUGUUUUACUUGACGCUAACGGGUUGGCCAAAUUAUGUGAUUUUGGUGUCAGUGAAUUUGGUCACGAAGUACCGGAGGAUUUCUCAAGUCCUGUUAAAUUAUCGACAGCAUAUGUUGGUUCUCCCCCUUAUGCACCACCAGAAGUCAUGUUAUUGAAAGAAAAAUCAAGUACAGAAAUAAAAGCUUUUGCCUACGACCCAUUCAAAAUGGAUUGUUGGGGGUUGGGUAUGUUGUUGUUCUGUUUGGUUUAUGGUGGUGUGCCAUUUCAACAAUCAAGUCCCAAUGACCACGCCUUCCGCGAUUACAAGUUUAGUCACAAGAGAUUUUGCACCGAUCAUCAUACUUUUAAAUCUAAUCAAGGGUAUCCUAGAGGUCCUGGUAGUGAAUUCAAAUUGGCUGCUAAAUUUGAAAAUAAUGGUGCUUCCAGAGUUGCUUGGAAAUUAUGUGACCCUUCAGAAAACACCCGUUAUACAAUGGAUAUGUUGUUUGACGACCCUUGGUUCCAAUCAGUGGAAAUGUGUAUUUAUGAGAGCCCAGAUCAAGAAGUGAAUCCAUUUGUGUUGCCUGGGACUGGUGAAAAUAUUGAUACACACUCAGUCUCAGGGUAUUCAUCAGUCAACAAUUCACAAGCGCCAUCUAGAAGAGGUACAUUCACAUCUCGUCCUGUUGGAAGUGGUGCUGGGAGCGGAUACAAUAGUCAUGAUGAAAGUAGCAAUGGUCUCAGCUCAAGCUUCAGAAGCAUGCUAGAUUUGAAGGAUAUUCCACAGAAAAUAACAAAAACUGAUGAGCCAUUACCAAGUAAUUCAUCUGUGCAUUCCAAUGACAGUUCAUCAGCAAGAGCAAAAUCAAAACUCGACCACCCAUCUUCGCCAGGAUCUCUAUUAUCACCUAGCACUCCAGCAUUACAAUCAAUCCCAGCUGAUCGUGUGGCGCAAACUACAUCUCCAAUUAAUGCAAGUCUACCAGCCGUGGAAGAAAGUGACAUUGAGCACGAAUCAGAAUCAGAAAUCCAAGGCGAUGAAACAGAGAGUCUGGGUCUACAGGUUUUACCACCCAUAGACGAUGUUGUUGCAGCGUCUCCUUCCUCAUUGACUCAUGAACCACAAGAGCAAGUCCUAGAUUCUGUUGAAUCUUGUAUUAGCUUACCACCAAAUAGAGAUCAAGCAUUUGCUGGUAAAGAUGGGGAGAUGUGUUCUUUAGUUGACUUGAAACCAGCAGCUUUGAAAAGUGCUACAGAUUUGCAAUUGGGUGCUGAUGGUAUGUGCAAUUUGGGAUAUAAAAUCAAAAAGCAUCACCAUACUGAAGUAAGUAACGUUUCUAACUCAAGCCGCAGGUAA
Candida albicans SC5314 is the source of this 2439-nucleotide messenger RNA. RefSeq names its product protein kinase (gene PTK2). The record is from RefSeq and is a predicted model, not a curated record. Gene Ontology annotation, molecular function: ATP binding; protein serine/threonine kinase activity. Gene Ontology annotation, biological process: intracellular signal transduction; protein phosphorylation. The transcript has a single exon. NCBI's taxonomy places the organism in Eukaryota, Fungi, Ascomycota, Pichiomycetes, Serinales, Debaryomycetaceae. The coding region runs from base 1 to 2439 and encodes 812 amino acids. Gene Ontology annotation, cellular component: nucleus.